Messenger RNA from Amoebophrya sp. A25, 1802 nucleotides. Lineage: Eukaryota; Dinophyceae; Syndiniales; Amoebophryaceae. The record is from the annotation of a GenBank genome assembly.
AGCAGAUUUCGCAAUGACGCCACUAUGUUGCAAUACCUACUCCAUUCUAGCUAGUUGUAGCAACGUGAUUCUUCUCGUUUCUUAUCUUCUUCUCAACGCAAACAAGAUGGGCUCGGCGCAGGUGGACGCCGAAAACGACUAGUACAACGGCCAAUUUUGUAUUUAUAUUUCCUCGUAGUUGUAUCUAGUAUCAAUCAGUCUUUGGAAUUGGUUACGGCCAUCAUCACAUCUAGCAAUAUAACUUUCUUUCCCUCGUUCUUGUGUCUUAAGAAGACCAACAAAAUGUCGUCCAAGCCAGCAAAGGGUAAAGGCAAGGGCGGCAAGAAGGGUGGCGGCCCUCGCCGCCCGCUCCAGCCCGAUCAGGAGGAUCCGAAGGCGAAGUUUAUCAUGCCGCAAGGCAACCAAGAGCUGACACGAGAGGCACGGGAGGCCAUGGCUAGUAGCGGCGAAGCUUUUCAGGAUCAGGAUGCAGGAGAAGGUGAUAAUUUGUUACUUGUGCUGCUACAACGGUGAUGUUCACCGCAUGAUCAAUUUCAAUUUGAACUAGCCUAGGAGGAUUACAAAAGAAAAAGAUGAUGUUUCCACAAAUGACACAUACGACCUCCAGAAUUUGCAACGCGCAGUCCUAUUCUUAACAUCUCUCCCAAUUCCAUCGCGACAGGCGUCAACGAGCGAGGCGAGGUCGAACAGAAAAUGAUCCGUACCGGUGCCGGCUUGUGGCAACGCAAGUAUGCCCCUAAGAAUACUGUCACGUCUAGUGGCGAGUCUCUUCUGGUAUCUGCGAUUAGGGAUGACGUGGCACAACUAAAUUGGACGUGUGCAGCUUGCGGUACCGUGAAUGUGAGAGUACGAAAGCACUGCGUGAAAUGCCGACAAGCGUACACUGGGCUCAAGGACUUGCUUACUGUGGAUGAGAAGUUGCAUGGUCACGAGAACAAUUUCAUAGAUGGUGCUCAUCUCCGCUAUGGACCUGAAGCUGCGAGCAGUUCUUCUUCGUCUACUGCGAACCAGCCGCGUGGUCGUCCCACGGGAUGGCAAUGUGGCAGUUGCGACUUCGUGAACAAGCUCAAUCGUGCCACGUGUCAGCGUUGUUUCGAGAACAAGCAUAUGGGCGAACUGGUUUACGAAGAACUGUGGCAGUACAACCGUGGCGCGGGAGGCAGCAAUAAGUCGAAUCUAGACUUGGAGAAGAACGAAGAAAAGGACAGAAUAGCGAAGCUGAAGUCGGCGAACGCGAAAGAAGACUUUAGGGGGAAAAUGACCGACAAGGAGCGGAAAGAAUUCAAGCGGAAUUUGCGGGACGAACAUCGAGCGCGGUUGAAAGGAGAAGAUGGAGGCAGGAGAAGCAGAUCUAGGGACAGAGAACGUACGAAGACUCGAGACAGUGGUGGGGGUGCCUGCUCAACUCGUUUACCUUUUGCACCUCCAAAACAAGAGGCGGCAGAAGAGGAUAAUGAACUUGCGGAAGGAUUCUUUUGAAUUGGAAUUCUUGAGCAACUUCUACCUCCUUCCAUGUUUGUUCAUCUCUUCACAUUUCCCGUUGAAGAUAUCAUCAUCUCCAUGUCAAUCCCCACAUCUGAGGCAUCGUCCAUGGCGAACAUCUCGUGUAGUAAAACUAAAGCAACUAGUACAUCAUUUAUAUCUCGGGAGAUACAACUGCUUUUGCUCUUGUUUGUCCACCUUGUUCGAUUACACGUUCAUCCGAAUCAAGAAAUGCAGAGGGGAAACAACAUUGAACAUGUUACAGAAAGGAGGAAUUGAAAUACAAACCGAAAAAAACUAAAAGAACAAGACGAGAGCCC